Olea europaea var. sylvestris is the source of this 483-nucleotide messenger RNA. RefSeq lists its product as uncharacterized. Bases 1 to 483 code for a protein of 160 amino acids. Lineage: Eukaryota; Viridiplantae; Streptophyta; Magnoliopsida; Lamiales; Oleaceae. The record is from RefSeq and is a predicted model, not a curated record. The transcript is spliced from 2 exons.
AUGCAUGCACCUAGAGCUUCUCAUUUGACUGCUGCUCAUCGGGUUCUUCGCUAUCUCAAGGGCACUUCAGGUCAUGGCAUUUUCUUUGCAGCCUCCAGUGGUCUUCAGCUCACUGCCUACAUAGAUUCAGACUGGGCCAGUUGCCCAACCACUCGUCGUUCUACUACUGGCUACUUCAUCCAACUCGGGACCAAUCCCAUUUCUUGGCGCACCAAGAAACAGACAAUAGUAGCUCACUCCUCAGCUAAGGCCGAAUAUCGAGCCAUAGCCGUAACCACAUGUGAGCUUAUCUGGCUCAAAACCUUACUUGCUGAUCUCUGUAUAUCUCACUCGCUUGCUAUUAAUCUUUUUUGUAACAAUCAAUCAGCAUUACGUAUUGCUUGGAAUACAAUUGCAGAUAUCUUUACCAAGGCAUUGGGACAUGAUUUGUUUCAUCGCUUCUAUCGCAAGUUGGGCAUCACAGAUCUUCAUGCGCCAACUUGA